Messenger RNA from Caenorhabditis angaria, 654 nucleotides. The record is from the annotation of a GenBank genome assembly. NCBI's taxonomy places the organism in Eukaryota, Metazoa, Nematoda, Chromadorea, Rhabditida, Rhabditidae.
AUGGAUUUAAAACGAAAAAUCAGUGCUGAAUCGGAAAAUGAUGGGAAUCCGGAGAAAAAGCUGAAAAUGCUGGAAAAUGUCAUUGCCUCUUUUGGUUGUCGACAAGGAGAACGCGAAGAAAUGCAAGAUUAUCAUGUUUUGACCAGGAAAUUCGACCUGGGAAAGGGAUUUUUGUGAGUUUUUUGAUUUUUAGAUGUAUUAGGGUGGUGUGCGAUGGAGCGCAGUUUGAUUUUCAUGAAAAUUUUGAAGGGUUUUCGGCGAUUUUCAUGAAAAUUGACUGAAAACAUGAAAAUCUUGAUGGAAAUCAUGCAAAUUCGCUCUAUUGACAAUUUUGGGCGGCCCAGAUCAUUAAUGGGGCAGAUUUGCAUCAUUUAAACCUGCAAAUUCGCUCUAUUGAUAAACCAGACCGCCCAAGAUUAUCAAAAGAGCAAAUUUGCAUAAAAAUCUCCAAUUUCCACCAAAAAUGUGCAUUUUUGCAGGCACCGUUGCUCAUUUUUCGCCAUUUUCGAUGGUCACGCUGGUUCGCGAGCCGCCCGAUUUUGUCAGCAAAAAAUGGAGCACGAAAUUAGGCAAAAAUUAGAAAAGUGUAGGUAAGUGGGGCUUUGCCACGUGGCAAACAAGUUUCCUAACUGAAAUUAACGGAUUUUCAGAUGA